UCGUGGUGGUAGAUGAGGAUGAUAGCACUACAGCCAGCCCAGCCCUGUGUCUGCUCAUCAUUCUUCACUACUCAACGCUCGUCUCCCUGUUUCGUCGCGUGAGCUCGACCGAUCAGUUCCGCCGCUCGAUCCCCACCGGAGCUGCCCUCCACCGGUUACCAUAAUGGCCAAUCAUAGGACAUGUUACUGGUGCAGAGCCAUGUUCGAUGCUUGUAAAUACUCUGUGGCACGCUUGGACUGUGGACAGGGGUUCUGUGGCAAUGGCUUUAUUGUGUUCGCCGGUAACAACACAUGUCUCAUGCUGACGUGUGCACAUGCUGUGAAGAAGGAGGAGAGCAAUGGUAGUACUGUUGUUUCCAAUGUGAGCGUGAGCUUUUGUAAUGGUAAAACGUUCAAUGCUCGAGUCGAUUAUGUCGACGAACAUAGAGAUCUAGCGUUACUCAGAGCCGAUAAUGUUGAUGAUGCCUCUCUUAGUCCUUUGCGAUUCUGGGAGGAUGGAGAUGUUGUUACGGGGACUGAUGUUAUUUUACUCUCCUUUUUCACAAUGAAUGGUAUGGUUCUUGUAGAACCAGGAACAUUUCCCGGCAAGAUAUUGUCUGAACCAGUUGUGUUUCGAAAAGAAACAGGUAAAGUUGAAGAAAUUAGAUUAGACUAUAUAUCCAUGAAUGGCACAUCAGGUGCACCUGUUCUCUUACCGAGAGUAAACAAGGUGGUGGGAGUGAACGAUGGAGCUUUUGGUACAACCAAGACUGCUAGUACUGUUCGAAUGAUAGAGGAAGCUUUAAGACAGUGGCUUCAAACUGAAGAUGAAACCAUAACAAUCUCAGGCAUGCUAGAGAUGAUCGCUGGACAAUGAAGUACCAGGUAUAAUCUUCAACUUGAAUAGGAUUGAUGGACAAUGAUUCGGUUGGAAGUACGAUGCAAGUGUUGUUGAAAAUAUAAAGGCAUGCUUUCACUGAAAUGAUCCAUAUGUCUAAUGCAUUUUAGAACGCUAUGUUUCAAUCGUAUGUGUUCGAAGACCUGGCUUUCCAUCGUAUGUGCGCUAACACUUGGAUUUACAUGUACCGUUCAUCUUUUUGUUUAGACCAACUGUGUUCAUCUUAAUGCUACAUGCUGUGUGCUGGAGAAAACUUGAUCAUGCAUGAACUUUGUUGGUGACCAAAUCAUUGCGUAUCCAGUUACUCCUGCUU
Oryza brachyantha (malo sina) is the source of this 1190-nucleotide messenger RNA. RefSeq lists its product as uncharacterized. Bases 164 to 856 code for a protein of 230 amino acids. The transcript has 5 exons. NCBI's taxonomy places the organism in Eukaryota, Viridiplantae, Streptophyta, Magnoliopsida, Poales, Poaceae. The record is from RefSeq and is a predicted model, not a curated record.